CCUAACAGUCUGGUCUAUAAAAGAUAGGCUCGCAUAGGCUAGUGUAUUAGUGUAUUUUGUUAUCCUUUUUUCCGUGUGCCAGCUCCACUCUGCAAAAGGAUAACUUUGAUGCCAUCGUUUUUGUUUCGUGACGGCCCAAUGUUCGUCGUUUCGUCCGUAUGUUUCGGAAAAUUCAAGUAAAUGUUUUCAGUUGUUUCUAAAAAGGCGCCGGAAAUAGACGCGUUUUGUCGGUUAAAAGGACUAAGAAAUAUCUACAUUUGUAACGGUAAUUCAGAUGUAUCUUUUUUUUGGUUUGUUUUGAAUUGUGUAGAAGAUGGAUAUAGUAUGGUAACAUCAUGUAACGGAAUGCGAUUUCGGGCGAAAAAUUCGAGCCCUUCGGCGUAGUAUCUAGAAGGAUUCAGGAUAUAGAUGUGCAUAUAUUAUGCAUGUGCCGCAAAGUCAGUUAGACGUGAAUGUGUUGGUUGAAGUUUCUGUGAAUUGCUGAUGUCCUGUGUAUUAAUUAUUAAUGCAAAAGAUAAGAAAGAUUCAAGAUAUAUAUCUGCUGUGAUAGUUGGUGGAGGAUGGCAAAAAGUUAAGUGACUCCUGUUCGUGUCAAGUUUGAGAAGUUAAGUGAUUUGUUUGCUGAUUACGGUUGAAAUAUGUAUGGAUCGUCGUAGGUCGCGGAAAUUCGGCGAGUCAGAUUUGUGGAAAGCGUAUCUGCUCUGUUAGUCCCCAUCCAGUAUACAAUCUUGAAUGCAGGACCACAACGCCUCUAUAAACUCUGCAGUCAUCCAUGAGUUGGCCUUUUAGGCUGAUUCCUUUAGUCAACCAUUUAUAUCAAAGCCACUCACCCUUAACAACGUUCUAGGCAACUAUCAAGCGAUUAUUUGGACAUGAAAAAACCUACCCCCAACGAAGGAAGGAUUCGCGUUAUAAAAUGAACAAUAUGCCGGCGCUAACACGCCACUUUCGCUCCAUUCGUUUUCAUUGUUUUAAGCUUGAUUUUCGCUUUAUACUGUGACGCAUUUUCCAACGCUAUGAGAGAAUCGUUUCUCUUUCGCGGAUACAAACACUAAGCGAUACCGAAAAGCCGAUUCUGAGUGAAAAUUUUUAAUAUUGAAUAUAAUAAUGUACGGGGUCAUAUCGUGAUCGGAAUAAGCUCUUUUAGUGUAGCGUAAAAAAAAAAUCCUUUUGCUUCGAAAUCACGCCGCAGAGGUCCUGUGGAAAAUAGAGUAAGAGAAGAUAAACGAGAAACCAGCCAAAAUGAUGCCACUUAGCACUUUGAAACUGCUCCUGAUUGCGAUGAACAUGAUACUUCCGUAUCGGUUCACACAGAGACGAGUCCUGUUUAUGGUAUACUUGACAACGCUAGUGACACACGUUAUGAUGGAUGAGCCCAGGUUUGCACAGCCUAUUCCGAACGUAACAGUUGCAGUGGGACGUGACGCCAAUUUGCCUUGUGUCGUUGAACAUUUGGGAUCCUACAAGGUUGCGUGGAUUCACAUUGACAGACAAAUGAUCCUGACCAUACAUCGGCAUGUCAUCUCGAGGAUACCCCGAUAUAGCAUAACGUAUGACAAUUCAAAUACGUGGCUGUUGCACGUGAGCCAGGCCCAACAGGACGACAGGGGAUACUAUAUGUGUCAAGUGAAUACAAAUCCCAUGAUUAGUCAGGUUGGAUAUUUACAGGUGGUAGUGCCUCCGAAUAUACUGGACAUCGAGAGCACACCGUCGUCGGUAGCAGUACGUGAAAAUCAAAAUAUUAACAUGACAUGUCGAGCAGAUGGUUUUCCCACCCCAAAAAUAAUCUGGCGACGAGAGGACGGUGAACCUAUUUCGGAGAAACGACGGAAGGACAAGGAUAAGGAAAAAGUGUUGGUCUACGACGGUGAAGUCCUGCCUCUGACAAAAGUAAGCCGCAAUGAGAUGGGAGCAUAUCUAUGUAUAGCAACGAACGGUGUCCCGCCAUCUGUGUCUAAAAGGAUUAUCCUGGACGUCGAGUUUUCACCGAUGAUAUGGGUACCCAAUCAACUUGUCGGAGCACCAGCUGGAACGGAUGUCACAAUAGACUGCCACACGGAAGCCCACCCAAAAGCAAUCAUCUACUGGGUCUACAACUCCGUUAUGGUGCUUCCAAGUAAAAAAUACAAAACGGAAUAUGCAGAAAAUUCCUACAGAGCUCACAUGAAGUUAACGAUAAGAAACUUGCAGAGCGGCGAUUUCGGAAAUUAUAGAUGCAUAUCGAAAAACUCAUUAGGGGAGACUGAAGGAUCAAUCAGAGUGUAUGAGAUUCCACUACCAUCAUCCCCAUCAAAACAAAUAACGCAUGCAACAUCAGAUGUGAAAGAAAAUCUGAUAUCACGCAACGAUACACCUCGAGUGGUGCAACCGGAGGUAGUGUUCCCAAUGCGGUCUGAGAGUCACAACACAGGUUCCGCAUCAGUAGCAUCAUCAGCUUCCGCCUCAUCCUCGAGCGGAAGUGGACCAGGCGAUAGGAAAGGUGCUGUAGCUAUUGGCCAAAGUAUCUUUGAUACGGACUAUCCACCGAAAGAGUAUGGACACGCUGCAGGUGCUCCAGCGACGUGUAGGUGUUUGCUUAGCCGCAAGUAUUUCCAACUUUUACUAAUUUUCAUUUUAAUGAAAUUAUAAAAUUUAAUCGUGUGAUUAUCUCCUUUAAUUUAUAGUUAUGCAAAUGUAAGAUACACAUUUAAAAUAGAUUAUAUAUAUACAGAAUAGAUUUUAAGGAUGAGUCAGAAAUGACUGAAAAUCAAAUUAGAUUUUUGCUAAUGAAAAUAAAGGACAGAGAAAAGAUAAAAAGCUGGAAUAAAAGAUGGAUUUGAAUAAAUAAAUGGAAGGAUAUAAUGAGCCUUUUAAACAAAAUUUAAGCUCCACAAUUUACAAGAUUAAUUAUAAGCGUGAAAUUAAGGGAUUUGUAAAAACGGUGUUAUGAUAGCGACAGAAAAUCGUUUAGUGUAUUAGCUUUAAAUAUGCUUAUGAAUUGCAAGGACAUUCUCGCCAGUUGAUUUCCUUCAUUUUCGUUUGUAUUAUUUUGAGAUCUGUUUUCAUUUUUUUUUUGGUCACAGAUACAUUUAUUAGUUUAAAAACUUCAGAAACCAUUGCGAAUAUAACGACCGCCUUCUGCUUUCAUAAGAAAACCGUCAAAAUUCUUGAUCCAACCUUUCCACGAUAUUAUGUCACUACAAGGUCCGUCCUGUCGCUCUCUAUGGUUCUGAGUGUUGGCCGACUAUAAAAGACAAUGAACGGCAU
Messenger RNA from Hermetia illucens (black soldier fly), 3246 nucleotides. It is a transcript of the gene DIP-delta, whose product is annotated as lachesin. Bases 1243 to 2628 code for a protein of 461 amino acids. Gene Ontology annotation, cellular component: neuron projection. Lineage: Eukaryota; Metazoa; Arthropoda; Insecta; Diptera; Stratiomyidae. The record is from RefSeq and is a predicted model, not a curated record. The transcript is spliced from 12 exons.